AUGAAAUUGCUGACGAACAAUAUUCGACAACUGUUGGGAUCCGGGCAUCCGAUGCUCGAUAACGUCGCGAAAUACUACACGCAAUCAGAAGGCAAAUACGUGCGGCCGAUGCUCGUCCUCCUCAUGGCUCGCGCCACGGCACUCUGUCCACGAACCUCCUCCAUCAACCCCACCGAAUCCACAGUCAACGUCCCCAUAUCUCCCUCCAGCAUCCUCUCCGAUACCAACCCAUCCGCUCCUCCCUACAGUACCUCCACUGCUUUUUCCUCCACCCCAGACGCAGAAUGGCCCGCAGAGUGGUCCGAUGUACUCCCGUCACAGCGUCGGCUCGCCGAGAUCACGGAGCUGAUCCAUACCGCUUCAUUGUUACACGACGACGUGAUCGACCGCUCCGUGUCCCGCCGAGGGGCGGCGAGCGCGAACUUGGAGUUUGGCAACAAGAUGGCAGUCCUGGCCGGCGACUUUUUGCUCGGCCGCGCAUCCGUCGCAUUGGCUCGAUUGCGCGAUCCAGAAGUCACGGAACUCCUGGCGACGGUCAUCGCGAAUUUGGUGGAGGGCGAAUUCAUGCAGCUAAAGAACACGUCCAAGGAUGAGAGCUACCCGGUGUGGUCGGAGGACGCGUUGACCUACUACUUGCAAAAGACAUACUUGAAAUCGGCGAGCUUGAUCAGCAAGUCAUGCCGCGCGGCUGCGUUGCUGGGACGAUCGGCUCCGGAGGUCGUCGAAGCCUCAUAUUCGUAUGGUAAGAAUCUAGGCUUGGCGUUCCAGUUGGUUGAUGACAUGCUCGACUAUACGGUGAAUGCGCAAGAGCUAGGGAAGCCUGCUGGUGCUGAUUUAGAGUUGGGUCUGGCGACCGCACCGCUACUGUUCGCAUGGAAGGACAACAGCGCCCUAGGCGCAUUAAUCGGACGAAAGUUCUCAAAAGAGGGAGACGUCGAGGCCGCACGCCAGAUGGUGGCAAGUAGUAGCGGACUCGAGCAGACUCGCGCACUUGCGCAGUCUUAUGUCGACCAAGCAAUUGAUGCGAUCAGCAUCUUCCCGGAAAGCGAAGCGAAGCAAGGCUUAAUCAACAUGUGCAAAAAAGUUCUGGAACGACGAAAAUAG
Messenger RNA from Eremomyces bilateralis CBS 781.70, 1104 nucleotides. Its product is annotated as decaprenyl-diphosphate synthase subunit 1. Gene Ontology annotation, biological process: ubiquinone biosynthetic process; isoprenoid biosynthetic process. Gene Ontology annotation, molecular function: prenyltransferase activity. The record is from RefSeq and is a predicted model, not a curated record. The coding region runs from base 1 to 1104 and encodes 367 amino acids. The transcript has 2 exons. NCBI's taxonomy places the organism in Eukaryota, Fungi, Ascomycota, Dothideomycetes, Eremomycetales, Eremomycetaceae. Gene Ontology annotation, cellular component: transferase complex.